Molecule: messenger RNA, 730 nt
Organism: Nilaparvata lugens (brown planthopper)
Lineage: Eukaryota; Metazoa; Arthropoda; Insecta; Hemiptera; Delphacidae
Exons: 2
Coding region: 226-594 (122 amino acids)
Source: RefSeq, a predicted model, not a curated record
CUGUGGGAGAAACUUUUCAGAUUGGGUGUGAGUGCAAAACUACUGAGAAUCAUCCAAAAACUGUACAAAUUUGCCUCUCUGGAAGUGAAGAUUCAGGGUGAGCUUUCAGAUGAGAUAGGAAUUACUGAAGGAGUACUUCAGGGUGAAACGCUCAGACCACUAUUGUUCAUUUUGUUCUUGGCUGACAUCGACGAUUUACUCCAUGACAUACUCCAUGAUUUCAAGAUGAAGCUCAGAGUUCAAGAUCUUGAGAGGUGCAAUGGAUCUGCUUCGCUCCUCUUUGACGUCCCGAGAGGAGUUGAUGAUUCUGAGGCUGCUUACUUCGGUCUUAAUCUGCCUUUUCACUGUAUCAGGCUGAUGAUACAGCUGCGACUUGCCACGAGACGACAAUUCAACCUCACAAGUAGGGGCAACAUCCAUAAGAUCAGAGCCGAUCAGUUGUGUUCCAUCUGCAACUUGCAACAGCUGGAGUCAGUCGAGCACGUGCUAUUCUCAUGCCCACAGUAUGCAGCACCGCGAGCAUGGCUCAUUGGCAGAGUUUUUUCUUUUGAUUGUACUGUGAUGAGUGUGAUAUCCAUGAAAUUUUUCAUUUAAGACAUUAUUGUCAUGAACUCUUUAGAUUAGUAUGUGAUCUAUAUUUUCUGUAAUGAUUUGUUUGCUUUUGUAAUUGAAUUUUGUAAAUAAUGCCAACCUGCUAUAGGAUAAUUUCCUAAAAAGCAACUGUACUAAA